Fundulus heteroclitus (mummichog) is the source of this 1610-nucleotide messenger RNA. RefSeq lists its product as uncharacterized. The transcript has 2 exons. The record is from RefSeq and is a predicted model, not a curated record. Bases 203 to 904 code for a protein of 233 amino acids. Lineage: Eukaryota; Metazoa; Chordata; Actinopteri; Cyprinodontiformes; Fundulidae. Gene Ontology annotation, molecular function: metal ion binding.
UGCAGCAGAUGCCCGGAACCUAAACGCGGAGAAGCAAAACAAGCUGCAACUACGGCGCUCAGCUCUCUCCCGUGUUUGGAUGCAAGAAGAUAAUAGGAUUGAUUGCACUUAUUCAGCUUCGGUGUUUUUCCCCAACAUAGAUAUAUUCUGGCUCAUACUUGUUGCAUAGCUUAUAUGCUAAUGCUAGCGAGUUAGCUUCGGCAUGAACUCGCUGGUUGGCUAUGGAGUUUCCUCCGGCAGCGAGGAAGAGGAGGACGACGUAAACAACGGGAAAGCGGACUCUCCUCCGGAUGGCGGCGAUGCUGCUGCCAAAAAGAGCCGCAACUUCUUACUGGAGUCCGACUCCGCAUCGAGCGGCUCGGACUCGGAGGAGCAGGAGCCCUCGUCGUCCUCGCCUCCUGCCCGUAACCGCUCCUCUGCGCCCCGACCCGCCGCGGACUCGGUCGCCCCUAAAAAGUUACCGCCCCCCAGUCUGGGCGCGUCGUCGGACAGCGGCGUGUUCGCCAACCCGUUCCGGGCGCAGGCCGAGCGGAAGCUCAGCGCGCUGCAGAAGCACGUCCCGCUCACCCUGCACGCCAGACCCGCGCAGAUCGGGGGCAAAAAGGUGUGCGUCUCCUACAGGAAGGACGGGAGGUGCCGCUUCGGCAUCAAGUGCAAGUUUGCUCACGACAGCGACCUCCAGACCGCGGUGGCCGCCGGCGACUGCCGUCCGGCCGCCGGCGAGGAGGAGCCGGGCGGAGCGUCCCGGAGCGCGCAGCGGGAGGCUCACCAGAGGGACGGAGAGCAGCAGCAGCAGACGAAGAAGAGGAGAGUUGGACUGAGCAACACUCUGAUUCCUCCUAAAAGAGCGCUGAAGCAGUAUGCCAUGCAGAGAGACAGAGGGCAGACCGAUAUGUCCCGAUGACCCCCUAGAUAUUGGGAAUAAACCCAGAAACUAUGUAUAGUGUCCCUAAUGUGGAGCUUUCAGGACCAGACAUCACUUUGAUGCCCCCCCCCCCCCCCCCUUUGUCGUAUUUAUUCUUCCCAGUCACACAUGGACCAGUUCGCUGUUCUUUCUGAGAGACAUUAAACAGAAAUCUGUGUAAAUAGCUGGGAUGGACUGGGUACCGGCAUCAAAAGUGAACCACAUUUUAUCACCAACAUUUCCCCUCGUACCGUUCCAGGAAGCCCUACCUCUGCAUCAUUUCACCACGUGUUUGUGUAUUCCGCUUAACUUAAUGUACCAGAACUAAAAUAAACGUCUGAUAACGUAGAAGUGAAAAACACAUGUGUCGCCUUUCCAUUUUAAAUCAAGCAAUUAUCCAAGACUAUCCAACAGGAGAGGCCCAUGGAGUAAAAAGGAUAAAACCCAUGGAUUAAAUGUUAAGGUGUUUAUUAACAUUUUUAUGAACUGACUUUUUUUUUUUGUGUGUGUUUUUGUGCUAGAACAACUAAUGUGUGAGAGUAUUAUGUUUGACAGCGUCUCUUUUCAAACAAGGUUACGCUUCAGAGGUCACUGACAAACCAGUGACUGUUUAACACGUUCAUAGUGACUCGCAGUGUCAGUGGUCCUCCUUUGGCUCCUUAACACAUCGGAUUAAACUAGUUACUGUUCCUGCAACGUAAAAAAA